Molecule: messenger RNA, 2505 nt
Organism: Sabethes cyaneus
Lineage: Eukaryota; Metazoa; Arthropoda; Insecta; Diptera; Culicidae
Exons: 1
Coding region: 1-2505 (834 amino acids)
Source: RefSeq, a predicted model, not a curated record
AUGACCAACGAUCUUCGUGAGCUCGAGAAGCAGGAGAGAAAUCUCCGGAAGACAUUGGAAGCGAUGCAGUAUUUCAUUAAACAUUAUACUGCUGACCAAGUCGAUCAAGUUUCGGUCCGUCUGCAUAGAUUGGAGGAAGUAUUUCAGGAAUUUCAUACUGUCCGUCGUAAAAUAGAGCUAUUAACCGAUGAAGUUUUCCCCGAUGAACCAUGCGACCAAAAGGAAUCCCAAGAGCAACGUAUGGCUCGUAUUUCUGUCUUAAAGGAAGAAAGAGAUGAUGCAAAUGUUAGAAUCAUCAUGAAGGUGGAGAUGAUCUACUACAAUCUUAAAGCUGCACUUUCACGAUUGUCGAUAAAACCCAUUGACGCCAUGCCAGCUACCCAACCUGUGUUACAAUCUGUCCAAGCAGGUGUUUCGAAAGUCAAGCUGCCUGAAAUACGAUUGCCGAGCUUUAGUGGACAACUUAAGGAAUGGGUCACCUUCCGGGACACUUUCUGUAGCCUGAUACAUAAAAACCAACAAUUAUCAGCUAUGGAUAAGUUUACGUAUCUGAAAUCGUCGUUAAAUGGAGAGGCUCUGCAGGAAAUUAACUCUGUUGAGAUGACCGAAGCGAACUAUGAUGUGGCCUGGAUUACACUGGAGCAGAAAUACGAGAAUAAGAAAUUAAUAGUGAAGGCUCAUUUGGAUUCGCUAUUUGCGAUAGAAGCGAUGAAGAAGGAGAGUUACGAGUCACUAAGUAAACUAAUCGGUGAUUUCGAGAAAAAUCUAUUGAUGCUGGACAAGAUUGGGGAAAAUACAGCGUGUUGGAGUACCAUACUGGUACACAUGGUCUGCUCACGGUUAGAUCCAACCACUCUCAGACAUUGGGAAUCCAACCAUAACUCGAAAGCGGUUCCCAUGUACUCGAAUUUGAUUAAAUUUCUCCGUGAACACUGUUCUGUAUUGCAAUCAGUUAUGUCGAAUAAACCAACUCUAGUUCAAGAGAAUCGUCCAAGGUUUGGUGUGUGUCAUGCUGCUGUCCAAUCGUGGAAUAAGUGUGUCUUUUGCGGAGAAGCGUUUCAUUCCGCAUUUCGUUGCUUCAAGUUCCUGAAAAUGAAAGUUUCCGAACGAUUUGGUUUAGUCCUGCGCAAAAAACUGUGCCUCAAUUGUCUGACUGCAGGACACCAAGCGAAGAUGUGCGCCAAGGGUUGCUGUCACCAUUGUAACCAGAAACAUCAUUCCCUGUUGCACCCAGAACCACUUCAACAUUCAUUACCCUCUAAUAAAUCCUCCGUCCCGCCGCAGAAAAGACCUCAAAGUGCGCAGCAAUCCCAGACACAAUACAAUUACAGUCAACCUACACUAAAUCAGACCACACCACCCACUACAAGCGCUCUCCCAGUCACUCAUAUGCAAAACACUCAACCACAAAUCACCACAAACCCCAACACCAUUUCAUUAUCAGCCAGUACUACAGAUAAUGCUGGAGAUGUUCUUCUUUCUACAGCCCUUGUCUGUGUGAAAGACCAGUAUGGCGUGACACGACUAGCCAGAGCUCUGCUAGACUCGUGCUCACAAUUUUGUUUUAUGACCACCAACUUCAGUCAAAAACUGAAAUUACGUGAAUGUCGCGAUUACCUUGCUGUUCAAGGAAUCGGAAGCUCACAAUCUGUAUCCAGAAAGCGGGUAAAUGCUCAAAUUCUUCCCCGUCUUGAUGGAAUCUCAUCCUUCAGUGAAGACAUAUCAUUCUAUGUGCUGCCUGAAAUGGCAAUCACUCUGCCGAGUCGAAAAGUAAAUAUCGCUGAAUGGAAACCACCGUCAAACAUUAUCCUGGCCGAUCCACAACUCUGCGAGCCUGGACAAAUUGACAUCAUAAUUGGCGCUGAAUAUUUCUACGACCUUCUCACCGACGGGCGCAACAAAAUUUGCAAGGAGGGUCCAAUUCUGCAGAAUACUGUAUUCGGUUGGAUUGCCUCUGGGCGGAUUCCGACUCGAUCAGGAAAUUCCCCGCAAGCAGUCUCAGUUACGUGCACAUCUGUAGCAUGUCCGCUGCGGAUUCGUCAAGGUCCUAGUACAAGGCAAUGUAAUGCUCUUGAUGUUGAAAACGAUCAUACAAUCCUGGAGGAGACUAAAUAUGUUGCCUUUCCUGCAAAAACUGAGUCAGAAAGCGAAAUAUUCGAUCCUUCGAUAUUUGUUUACUGCUUAAUCUGGUGGAUGACCAGUAUUCGGCAGUUCAUUCAUAACAUACGGUAUAAAAGGGCACGAUGGAUGGAUUUCCCGACACACUUCGAGCAUCAGGAAGCGCCAACGUUCCUGGUUCAAAGAGAAGAAGAAGUUAAUACAGCUGCAUUAAACAAAGGCAAAUCCAUCAACCCGUCAUCGGUACCAGUCGACGGCAUAUUAUGCGUAGGACGCCAGUUAACCAAGGCGUUCAGUGUGUCGCCGUUUUACAUCUGCCUAACGAUAAAGGCGAUCUAUUAUGCAUUCGUUAGCGAAUUGAUUCAUAGAUACUUUUGCCGUGUUUAA